Messenger RNA from Toxorhynchites rutilus septentrionalis, 3048 nucleotides. RefSeq names its product acetylcholine receptor subunit beta-like 1 (gene nAChRbeta1). Gene Ontology annotation, molecular function: transmembrane signaling receptor activity; acetylcholine-gated monoatomic cation-selective channel activity. Bases 350 to 1912 code for a protein of 520 amino acids. The record is from RefSeq and is a predicted model, not a curated record. NCBI's taxonomy places the organism in Eukaryota, Metazoa, Arthropoda, Insecta, Diptera, Culicidae. Gene Ontology annotation, biological process: regulation of membrane potential; signal transduction; monoatomic ion transmembrane transport. Gene Ontology annotation, cellular component: neuron projection; postsynaptic membrane; synapse. The transcript is spliced from 5 exons.
AAGGAUAACAGAGCGCAGGAAAAAUCGAUACACGGAUCAUCGAAUUUACUUUGUCAAAAACUGCACAACCAAGUGCUCCUCGUGAAUCCGCGUUGUUUCCGUUGUUUUUGGCCCAUUUCAAAAGCCUAAAAGUCGUCAUCCAGCGAUCUGAUCCCCACGCGUUCGGCAUUUAGAAUUGAACUAAAAUAAAGUGAGGAAAAUGCGUAGAUAAUCGGGAUUACGUGUGCUGUAUUUUUCGUUUUCACGCGCUGCAAAGGCGUUACCCUUUGCAUAGUUCUUAUUGUUUCAUAGAAUGUGUUAGAUUUGCUAUCUGGUUAAACAGAAAGGUCUGGAGACCCCACCUAGAAGGAUGAGGUCGAAUAAACCAUUUCUACUGUCGCUAGCGAUAGCGAUUCAGUGCUGCAUUGGAAUUGUGAACGGAUCGGAAGAUGAGGAACGAUUGGUACGUGACUUGUUCCGCGGGUAUAAUAAGCUCAUACGACCCGUACAAAACAUGACCCAGAAGGUGGAUGUUCGCUUCGGAUUGGCUUUCGUACAGCUGAUCAACGUUAACGAGAAAAAUCAAAUUAUGAAAUCCAACGUGUGGUUGCGAUUGGUUUGGAGUGACUAUCAACUGCAGUGGGACGAAGCCGAUUACGGCGGCAUCGGCGUUCUGCGUCUUCCCCCAGACAAGGUCUGGAAGCCGGAUAUUGUGUUGUUCAAUAACGCCGACGGAAACUACGAGGUGCGAUACAAAUCCAACGUGUUGAUCUAUCCAAACGGGGAGGUGCUCUGGGUUCCGCCCGCUAUCUACCAGAGCUCCUGCACGAUUGAUGUCACCUACUUCCCGUUCGAUCAGCAGACGUGCAUCAUGAAGUUCGGCUCGUGGACAUUCAACGGCGACCAGGUUUCACUAGCGCUGUACAACAAUAAGAAUUUUGUCGAUCUGUCCGAUUACUGGAAGUCAGGAACGUGGGACAUAAUCGAAGUGCCGGCCUAUCUCAACAUAUACGAAGGCAAUCCGACCGAAACGGAUAUCACGUUCUACAUCAUCAUCCGCCGGAAGACACUGUUCUACACCGUCAACUUGAUCCUGCCGACCGUGUUGAUUUCAUUCCUCUGCGUGCUUGUGUUCUACCUACCGGCGGAGGCCGGUGAGAAAGUUACCCUAGGCAUUAGUAUUCUGCUGUCACUGGUUGUGUUCCUGUUGCUGGUAUCGAAGAUUCUGCCACCGACCUCGCUCGUACUACCACUGAUAGCCAAGUAUCUGCUGUUCACCUUCAUCAUGAACACCGUAUCCAUUCUGGUGACCGUGAUCAUCAUCAACUGGAACUUCCGAGGACCGCGCACCCAUCGCAUGCCCAUGUGGAUUCGGUCCGUGUUUCUGCACUACCUGCCAGCGAUGCUGCUGAUGAAGCGCCCCCGGAAAACCCGCCUCCGGUGGAUGAUGGAAAUGCCCGGUAUGAGUAUGCCGCCCCAACCCCACACCCAUCCCUCAUACGGCUCGCCGGCAGAAGUCCCAAAACACAUUAGCGCCCUCGGCGCCAAGCAGUCCAAGAUGGACGUGAUGGAGCUGUCCGAUUUGCAUCACCCGAACUGCAAAAUGAACCGCAAGAUGAACAGCGGCGAUAUGGGAAUGGGGGUGGACUCGUGCCGUCGGGAGAGCGAGAGCUCGGACUCGAUACUACUGUCGCCGGAGGCGAGCAAGGCAACCGAGGCGGUGGAGUUCAUUGCGGAGCACUUGAGGAAUGAAGAUUUGUACAUUCAGACCCGCGAGGACUGGAAGUACGUGGCGAUGGUGAUCGACAGACUGCAGCUGUACAUCUUUUUCAUCGUGACCACUGCCGGUACGGUUGGCAUUCUUAUGGACGCUCCGCAUAUCUUCGAAUACGUCGACCAGGAUCGCAUUAUCGAGAUCUACCGCGGCAAGUAAGGUCGAAUCGCCACGAAACGGAACGCAUCGUUGUUGGAAUGUUUGGUUAACAUUUGCUCAAAAUGUAGAUUUUUUUUAAACGUAAACAUAGAAAGGCAAGAAGUUCGAAGGACAGGUUUUUAAAUGUGAGUGUCGUUGGAAUCGGCAGCGGACUGGUUUGAUGGUUCCCAUUAUCGGCCGUCAGCGAUUCGAGAGUUAGUAGAUAAAUGUUCAUAGCUAAUUUUUCGUUAUCAAGUGAUGAACUUAAAAUAUUACGUUUAUUGAAAUGUUAGGCUAUAACAAUCGAACAGGAAGUAUUAUAUAAAUCUAAUCCAAAAAGAAAAACAAGCUCAUUGUUUUACACUUUACAGUUACCAAUGCCAAAUUUUGUUCUAGAUCUUAAACAAAACUACAUUUUUGGAGCUAACAUUUUGAAGAAUAUUUCAGACAAAGAUAACAUUAAGUUACCUAAAACCAACCAAAUUAAUCCAAAUAAACAUUAACACACUAUGAAAAUAAAUUCAAUCUAACCACUACAAGCAUCACACUAUAUCCUAGCUUUUUCACCGAUGGAAAACAACUCCGUCAUACAUUGACGUCAAAUUACGAUACAGAAGAAAAUAAAAUCUGUAACGAGGAAGAAUACAUUCUUUUGGAAGAAAACAUAUUUUUAAAUAGCAAAAAUUAACGAUCGUGAACGACGGAUUACAACCACACAACACAGUCCCAUACACACACGAAUGUUUGCAUCUAAAUGAUAAAUAUCAACAAUAAUUAGGUCUCUUGUGCGCCCGAGGGAAGAUUUCAGUAAAUUUAAGCAAAAAGGAAGAUACAAUAAUUCAGAAAAUGUUAGUCACACUUAUUGCAACGGAAGAAGCAAAACAUACCCGAAGUAAUGGCGCAAAAUAUGGUUAAAAUGAGGGCAGAAAUCUCAUAGGAAUAAUAGGAAAAGCAACAAACAAGCAAACAACAUAUUGAAGAACUAAUAAACUAACCGAAUUGUAAACGAUUUUUUGCACAAAAUGCUAAGAGUUAAUGAUAAGGAACUAACAAGAAAGAAAGAAAAAACAUUGACAUUAAAACUAAACGUUGUACUAGUAAGCAUUUUUAAGAAAGAAAAAAGGGUAUCAUAAUAAACCUACACAAUAGUUCGUAUU